This is a messenger RNA of Rotaria socialis, 5694 nucleotides long. NCBI's taxonomy places the organism in Eukaryota, Metazoa, Rotifera, Eurotatoria, Philodinida, Philodinidae. The record is from the annotation of a GenBank genome assembly.
AUGGAUGAUGCAGAUUCAAUCGAUUUAUCCGACAACGAUGAAUUUAUGCUUGAUGUUGAAAUAACAGCAGCUAAUGUUCAAGAAGCUAUUAACAUGGCAUUAGCUGAAGAUGAUAAUAGUAAUAGUAGUUUAACAACAAAUAUUGAUUUACCACCCAUAUCAGACGAAUUAAUAAAUUUCGAUGGAAAUAAAUUUGGCGAAGAACUACUUCAUAAAACUGAAUAUGAUAGUAUGGAGAAAAUCCUAUAUCAACAUUGGAGAACCUUUGUACCUCAAUGUUUUAUAUUUCAUACAAAUUUAAUCAAAGGAAUUGUUGAACAACGUGCAGACGAAAUUCUAUUUCGACCAUUUGAUAUAUAUUUAUAUGGAACAUUAAAUACCGAUGAAGCUAUACAAGUCAUACGUUCAUAUAAUAAAAAAUCUACUGUAUGCGGACAUUUAUUCAAAUCAGAGGAGCCAACAUAUUUUUGUCGAGACUGUUGCGUUGAUCCUACAUGCGUUUUAUGUACCGAUUGUUUCCUUCAAAGUGAACAUCGAAAACAUCGUUAUAAAAUGAAUGUAUCCGCCGGUGGUGGUUAUUGUGAUUGUGGAGAUAGUGAAGCAUGGAAACAGAAUGUUCAUUGUAAUUUACAUUUACCACAUGAUGAUAAUAAUGAUUCAGCUGAUGAUGUACUUAAUCGUUUGCCAUCUGAUUUGCGUUUACGUGCUAAACACCUAUUUACUAUUUUACUUCGUUUUAUAAUUAAAUUACUUUCUACAGGAAAUCCACAAGAUGUACCGAAUGAAUUAAAAAAUGAAUAUUGGGAUGGUGAUCAUAAACGAUAUGUAACUAUUUUAUUCAAUGAUGAAAUUCAUACAUACGAUCAAGUAAUAAAUGUCCUUAGCCGUGCAAUACAAUGUUCGAAACCGGAAGGUCACGAGUUAGCUUCAUUAGUUGAUCGUGAAGGUCGUACUGCAAUACGUAUUGGCACGAUGGAUCAAUGUCGAGAUGUUCAACAAAUCAUACAAAUGCGCACAGCCGAUCUACCACUGAAAUGUGAAAUAUAUCCGAGUGCAUUUAUAUCAUUACAAUAUUUUGCACAAAAACUUUUAAGCUAUUUACAAACUAUAAUUGAAAUAUCAGAUGGAUUUCGAAGAAUAUUUUGUGAAUGUGAAGUUCAAAGUGAUACUCAACAAGAUUUAACAUUAACAGAGAAAGCGCUAUUAAGUGAAAAAAUGCUUUGGAAAAGUGCACGCGCAGCUUUACAUCAGAUUUUUAUUAACAGUUUUUUUAUGGAUUCAGAAUGGAAGAAAACAUUUGCAAUUUUAUAUAUGAAAAAUUAUUCUACUGUUUGGCGAAAUUUUGUCAAAGAUCCUGAUGAAUAUGUUUCAUUUACUGAUCUUUCUGUUCAAAUCUACACUGUACCUACACUGUGUUAUCCGAUGAUCACAGGAUAUUAUCGAAAUGAUCCAUCAUCGCUCUAUCGUGCUGAUUGUUUCCUAAGCUUGUCCGUACAAUUAUUUACUACUCAAAGUCUUGCAAGAUAUCUUAUAUCAUCGCAUAAUGCAUUUCAAACGAUAGUAGACUCAUUUCUUGAAUAUUGCCAAUUGAAACUAGAUCAUGGAAAGCUUUUAUUUUCACGAACAAUAAAUGCAUCUAUGCAACAUGAAUUUCGACGUGCGCAAUCAAUUCUCUACGAUUUAAAAUAUCUAUUGGGCGUUGUACCUCAAGAAUAUUCAAUUGAACUUCGAGAAAAUUUUCUAAAUGGUUUUCGAGCAUUUCUUCAAUUAUUAAGUUAUAUGCAUGGUAUGGAUAAAGUUACACGUCAAGUCGGUCAACAUUUAGAAUUCGAUCCCGAAUGGGAAACAGCAUUUAAUUUAGUUAUAAAAAUUCAAUCAAUUGUUUCAUCGGUACUGGAUUGGUGUUCAAAUGAUAAAGAAUUAUUACUUCGUGUCUAUGAAGCUACGGGUUCAACAUUAGUAGAAAUACAAAAAACAAGUGAUAUAUCACAUUUAAUUAAAGAUAAAACUAGUUCACCAAUGGUAAAAACAACUGUACACGAUCUCAAAGUUGAUUGUUAUGCGUAUGAUGUGGCGAAAGAUCCAGUAACAGUACAUAUUCCUGUUAUGAGAUUAUUCGUUGCUCUUCAUAUUCAUCUUCAUAAAUAUACUGAUACAUUAACAACAUUUAAUAGUCUGUGUGAAAAACUCCAAAUGUACCCAUGUUUUGUAUAUGAAGAAGCAUUACGUAUUCAAGUUCUUUGCGCUCAACAUGUUGCCGGCUUGUGGAAACGAAAUGGUUACUCAUUGUCGAAUCAAAUCUAUUAUUAUUCAAAUGUUAAAUGUCGAAAAGAAAUGUAUGAUCGUGAUAUUCUUGCCUUACAAGUUGGCGCUUCAUUAAUAUCGGCCGAUACAUAUUUAGUUCAACUUUUGCAUAAAUUUAAUUUACUAGAAUGGAUUAGAUCUCCUGAAAAUGGUCAUACAUCCGAAACAGAAUCGAGAGUAAAAGAAAAAGUUCGUAUCAUGGAAGAAUUUCUUCAUUUAUUGAUCAUUAUUAUUGGUGAACGACACGAACCAUUUAUUGGAAAAGUCACACGUGAAGAGAAAUUAACACGUGAAAUCAUACAUCAGUUAUGUAUAUCACCAAUGGCACAUUCAGAAUUAAUACGAGGUUUACAAGAUUGCGGACAAAUAGAAUUAGGAUCAGGAGAAUUUGAAGCUGCUCUAAAAGAAGUUGCAGAUUUUAAGAGAGGUAAUGCAGCAAAAGGAAAUUAUGAAGUAAAAGCAAAUCGACUGUCGGAAUACAAUCAAUUUUACUACCAUUAUACAAAAGCUGAUCAAUGCAAAUCUGAAGAAUACGUCAUCAAACGUCGAAAACAAACCGAUGAUGGUAUCUCAACAACAUUAUUCAUCCCUAGUCCACCAUUAUUCACCGAAUCAUUUCAACCGAUAAUACAUAUUCUUGAUAGUAACAUAUUUUUAACAUUACUUAAAGCUUGUGUUUAUCGCUCAACAGAUCAAAAGGCUCAAUUAUGGUCUGAAGCUAUUCUUAAUCGAGCCUUGCAUUUAAUGACUUUAGCUUGUUAUGAACAAGAGCGUACACCGAACUUCGAAUUUUAUUCUAAAUGUCAAAAAUUUGAACUUGAUAAAUUAAUAAAUCAAUUGCAUUUAAAUACACCAUCAAAAGCAGAAACAUGCAAAGAAUUGCUUGCAUAUGUUAUUAAACUCUACAGUAGAUUUAGUGAAACAAAUGAACAAUUAAAUUCUUCUACAUCAGUUAAUUUUAAUCAAGAAACAUCAGACAUAACGAAACGUCAACAACGCAAACGAAAAGAUUUAGCUGCGCAAAAGCGUGCUAAAAUUAUAGCACAGAUGACUGAAUUACAGAAGAAUUUUAUUGAAAAAAAUAUUCAACUAUGUUCAGAGAGUAUCGAUGAUCAAGCAUUAGAGUCAACAUCACCAGGAACAUAUUCACAAUUAUCAUCAAUGAUCAGUUCAUCUGAUCAACAGAUACUUCCGAUUUCACCAACUAUGCCGUUAAAAUUUGAACCGAUGAGUAUUGAUGAUACAUACCCAAAUAUACAAUCAUGUUUUGGUACAAAUGAUCUUGAAUUUUCUCAAUCAGCAAAACAAAUAUUAACAUGUAUAUUUUGUCAAGAAAAUAGUGAAGUUAAAAUUAAUUCAGAAGCCAUAGUUCUUUCAGCUUAUGUACAAAAUUCGAGAGUUUUAUCAAAGACUCGUUCACGUCGUAUCGAAAAUUGGGAUACAUUUGAUCCAACGUUUAUGUCAAAUGAUCUUCAUUGGGGUGUACAUGUUUCGUCGUGUGGUCAUGCUAUACAUGCUUCAUGUUGGACUAAGUAUUAUAAUUCUAUCACAUCUCAGGAUCAUCGUCGAACAUUACGUAUGCGUGGCUCAGCAAAUUAUGAUACUGAACGAAAUGAAUUUUUAUGUCCAUUAUGUCAAACAUUGAGUAAUACAAUCAUACCGAUUUUGCCAUCGUUACGUACAUUUGCUCAUGACAGAAAACUGGCUCAAAUGUCGUUUAGCGAAUGGAUAGACGGCUUAGAGAAAGCUCUCAAUGGUAGUAUUGAAUCUCGAUAUGAAAUAGAUACACAUGAGCAACAAAUCUUUUUUAACCCGUGUCCAUUAACUACAAUAACUAAAAUGAUGGCUGAACGCGCUGCACAAAAUUUUCAAUUAUUAUUUGGUUUUGCUGGAGAUUCACGUGUACAAGAUUUUUCUGAUAGUAUUCGUGAACGUUUAAUGAGUUUUGCUAAAAAUGUCUAUAUGUUUGGUUUAAAUGUUGAUCCAGAUGAAGAUAAUGAUCGUAUUCCGACUGUUCUUUGGACGUCGUGUGCCUAUACAAUACAAUCAAUAGAACAAUUACUUCGUAUUGAUUCAAAAUCAAUAUUUUCACAACUGUCACUUCGGCAAAGUGAAUUAGUUACUUGUUUGAUCAAAGUUGCUGCUGUUUACGGUUCAUUACAUGAUAGCGAUAAAAUCAAAAAACAUUGUCUAACGUUAUUAUCUGUUCUUCUUUUAUCAAGAACAAAUAUUCAAAUACCAUCAUUAAUUGAUAUUGAUCUAUUUCAUCUUCUUGUUUCACUUUGUUUUACUUUACCAAUUUUAUUCGCAUCAAAAGAAACGUCACCGUCGUUAACAAAUGUACCGCCAGGAAAUCUCAAUGAUCUCUAUCUUGUACGACUUAUUGUUAUGGCACAUUGCAUACAAAUUCUUUCCAGUCAAGGAUUUUUAUAUGAAACAAAAAUUAAUGAUAAUCAACAAGCAAAAAUGGAAAAAACUAUCAAUGAUGAUGAUGAAUUGAAAACGUUACAAAAAUUAGUUGAGAAAAUUAUAAAAAAUCAAACGUCUCCAUCGUCUUUAGCUCUAUUAUUACCAAUUGAAGAAAUUCGAGAUAAAUUAAAACUAUCGUUAUUUCCACUACUUCGAUGCACUGCUCUUUUCUAUCAUCAUUUAACUGGAACAUCAUGGCCAUCCGAAUCAGGACUUGAUGAGUAUUCAACCAUAUGUCACUAUCUUGCCUUACCUAUAUGCCUAUCAAAAUUACUUGAUGCAGAAAAUGAACGUUUCUCAAAUGAUCUCAUUAAUAGUUGGAUAUCGAAUUUAUCUACAAGUAAAUCACCGGUUAAAUAUCCAAUAUUAGUCAAUGAAUUGCAUUCAUUACCCAGAGAAUAUAUUGAUCUUAUGAAUCAAGUAUCACAAGGUGUUGCACCUUAUAAAUAUGCACGUGAUGAAGCUCGAUCACCAUGUAUAUGUUUAACAUGUGGUGAUGUUGUUGUUCGUUCAUCAUCAUCGUCAACAGCAACAGUACCACAUCUAAUGACAACAAAUAAUUUAAUAUCAACAUUACUUAAUAUGGAUCAAACAAUGGGUCCGUGUAAUACGCAUACUCAACAUUGUUGCGGCUCCAUAGGACUUUAUUUACGUGUUAAAGAAUGUUCAUUACUUUUACUCAGUAUAAUUAACGAUGGACGUAUUAAUAAAACACGUGGAACAUUCAUGGCUGCCCCUUAUCUAGAUGACUACGGGGAAACAGAUCAAAAUCUGCGACGCGGAAAUCCUUUACAUUUAUGUGAUGAACGCUACCGUACAUUGCACCGACGAUGGUUAUCACAUGCUAUUCCCGAAGAGAUAUCACGAAAUAUGGAAUUUAAUAACACAUCGAUUUACACACAUAAUUGGAGUCAAUUUUAA